This is a messenger RNA of Folsomia candida, 6195 nucleotides long. It is a transcript of the gene pcm, whose product is annotated as 5'-3' exoribonuclease 1. Lineage: Eukaryota; Metazoa; Arthropoda; Collembola; Entomobryomorpha; Isotomidae. The transcript is spliced from 20 exons. Gene Ontology annotation, cellular component: nucleus. Gene Ontology annotation, biological process: rRNA catabolic process; nuclear-transcribed mRNA catabolic process. The coding region runs from base 285 to 5816 and encodes 1843 amino acids. The record is from RefSeq and is a predicted model, not a curated record. Gene Ontology annotation, molecular function: RNA binding; 5'-3' RNA exonuclease activity.
GUCGCGCAUAUAUGUAUUUCAAGCACGCCAAAACACCUCAGACGUAGAGACGGUGUGAUAAAUACUAUCAAAAUCAGGUUUUCGUCCUACCCGGUCUCCGAUAAGCUGACGGAGUGAGUACAGAGUGGAAUUUGCUCGUUUUUUUGCCAAAUUCCCCAACAUUACAGCAGCAACAAGCUGACAAUCUGUUAAGUGUCACUGUUGUGAUUUUUGAAAAAAGAAAGGGCAUCGGACAGGCUUAGACGUGUGUAAAACCUCAACCUAAAUCUAGUACACCUUGCAAAAUGGGUAUACCAAAGUUCUAUCGCUGGACGUCGGAAAGAUACCCUUGUCUUUCGGAAAGAAUCAAGGAAUAUCAAAUUCCAGAAUUUGACAAUUUGUACUUGGAUAUGAAUGGAAUUAUUCACAAUUGCUCGCAUCCAAACGAUGAAGAUAUCCAUUUGCGAAUCCCUGAGCAGCAAAUAUUUAAGGAUAUUUUCCACUAUAUUGAUUUUUUAUUUAAGAUGAUCAAGCCCUGCAAAGUGUUUUUCAUGGCUGUCGAUGGAGUUGCUCCUCGUGCCAAGAUGAAUCAGCAACGGGGUCGACGGUUUAGGUCGGCUCGACUUGCGGAAGAUCAAGAAGCAGAGGCGAUCCGGCAAGGAGAAACCUUGCCAUCGCAGGAACGAUUUGAUUCUAAUUGUAUUACGCCAGGAACCGAGUUUAUGGCAAGAUUACACGAGCAGUUAAAGUAUUUUGUUCAAGUCAAAGUUUCUACGGACCCUCUAUGGCAAAGAUCAGGACUUGUGAUCUAUUUGAGUGGUCAUGAUGUACCCGGGGAAGGGGAACAUAAAAUUAUGGAUUUUAUCCGACAUGAGCGUUCUAGAGCAGAUUAUGAACCCGUUCGUCAUUGUCUUUACGGGUUAGAUGCUGAUCUUGUCAUGCUUGGAUUAUCAACUCACGAACUACAGUUUUCACUUUUAAGAGAGGAAGUUAAAUUUUCAAGACCUAGAAAACCAAAAAAAGGUGUAAAACAAGCAAUUCCUCCAAAGCCAAAUAACGACACUGCCAAUUAUGACUUGACGAAUGUGUCGAUAUUCAAAUAUGACCAAAAUGGUGUCCCUGGUAGUUUGCCAACAUCAUCUGAAUCUGCAGAGAUUGUUGAAAGUGCAUUGCUGAAAGAAGGACAGUCAUUUUCUGAUGCAAUUGAUAAACCAUUAGAACAAUUGUCAUUGCGUUCUGAGGCUCCUCCUGCUUCUGCACAUACAAGCAACAAGGAUGAUAGCGCGCCACCCCCACCCCCUGAAGAAUCAGGAGCAAAAGGAUUUUUUAAAGCUCCCCUACCCGAGAAAACAACAUUUCUUUUACUACAUCUAUCAUUAAUGCGAGACUAUAUUGACUUUGAAUUUCAAGAUUUAAAGAAAAACUUGGCCAAUCAUCCAAACAUACAGUACGACCUUGAGAGCGUUAUUGAUGAUUGGAUUUUAAUGAAUAUUUUGGUCGGCAACGAUUUUGUCCCUCAUCUUCCUCACGUACAUAUUGUGAAGGGAGCUCUUCCCAUGCUGUAUCAACUAUAUUCUCAAGUUCUGCCUACUCUCGACGGUUACAUUAAUGAAAAUGGUUUAUUAAAUUUACGCCGAUUUGAAAUUUUUAUUAAUAAAUUAAGUCAAUUUGACAUUGAAACGUUCCGUGACACAUAUGACGAUAUGAAGUACAUGGAAUCGAAGACGGGCAAGAAUAUCGUUCUUGGAGAGAAAAUGUUUGAAGGCUUCGACUUUGACGGAGAUAACUUUACGGAAGAGCCUCUGGAACCCACAAUGUCUCCAGAGCUUAAAGCAUUGGCGGAAAGGACCGAAGAGGAAGUGUUUGGUGAGACAAAGGACGGUCCAGGGAAAUUAUGCACGGAUGUGUUUGGUAUUGAUGAUAAAUAUUUCAACUCUGGCGAUUCACCGGAAUUGAGGCUCGAAUUUCUUCAACAUAAAAGAAAUUACUACAUUUCAAAACUUCACUUUGAUGAAAUUACUCCAGAGUUUUUACAAAUUUUUUGUAAAGAGUACAUUCGAGCUAUCCAGUGGGUGCUUUUGUAUUAUUACAAAGGUGUUAGCUCCUGGGGUUGGUUUUAUCCAUACCACUAUGCUCCAUUUUGUUCCGACUUGAAAAAUUUUGCAAACUUUUCAAUUGAAUUUGACAUUGGAAAUCCGUUUCGCCCAUUUGAACAGUUGCUCGCUGUCCUGCCCGCUCAAAGCAAGAAGUUGCUUCCAAAUUGUUAUCAGUGGCUAAUGACUGAUACAAAAUCUCCAAUUGUUGACUUUUACCCUGAAAAAUUUGAGCAAGAUCUGAAUGGGAAGAAACAAGAUUGGGAAGCAGUCGUCCUCAUUCCUUUCAUAGACGAGCAAAAGUUAUUGGAUGUUAUGAAAAUUGAAGAAAUCAAUUUAAACCGAGAAGAGUUGCACCGCAAUUCUAAAGGAACAAUGAUGUUGUGCAGCUAUACACCAGAGGAAACUGGUCCUAUAAAAUCUGCUAGCAAUUUGUUUCCAGUUUUGGAGUCAUCACAUGUAAAAAUCGAAACUAUGAAUGAUGUUACAUACGACCCUCUAACUCUACCAAAAGGAAUUCACCCCAAAACGAAAAAGGACACAAUCUAUCAAGGUUUUCCCACUUUGAAGUCUAAACCGAUCAAUGCUAUCAUUGAUAAAGCUGACAUCAAAGUCUUUGAUUUUGUAACUCGGGAGGAGUCUAUGAUUCUGAGCCUUGAAGACGUGAAGGAUGACCCUGCAGAUAUUGCAGCCUUGUCGAGGAAACUUAUUGGGCGUACUGUUUGGGUUAAUUGGCCCCAUUUGACAUUCGCAUAUGUAACUGGGAUUUUAACUUACAAAGGAAAAUAUUUCCAAGAUUAUGCUGGGAAAAUAAUGCUUGAUAACGAGUUAAUUGGAAGCAGGGUGGAAAAAGAGUUUAACGCAAUUGCAAAGGGACUUUCUCAGCGACAUUUAAAAUGCAAAGGAAUCAAACUCGGAGAAAUCAAAGUGAUUGUGUAUGCAAAAAUGAUGGAAGGUCGGAAAGUACGCUGCAACAAUUCUGGUGAUGUAGAAUUUGAAACCCUUUGGUCAAAACUUCAACAACCUUUUGCACUGAAAACUUGCAUGUACGAAGAAAAUAUCACAGAAAUAUUCUAUCUGGACAGGCAACUGGCCAAGUCAUAUACUGAACUAUUUAAAAUUGGAGACGAUGUGUUUUAUUUGGGGGAUAAAUUGUUUGGGGCUCUUGGAACAGUAGUAGGUUAUGAUGUGCCAAAGAAAUCUGUGUUAGUAGACUUUAAGGUUGUCCCAGGUAGCAACAACAAUAAUAGUGAAGUCAAUUUAAAAAGUUGUGUCGGUCACAACAUCUUAAAAAGUCACGAUUACUUCAGUUCAUAUGCAGCAGCCGGAAAGUGUCAAAUCAGUUCCUACGUUCUCUCCAGAAUUACUGGCACCGUUUUUGUUUCUGUUGAAAAAGAAACCAAAGCCAAUAAUAAAAUGUUGGCAAAGAAAGCAGCAGCACUGGCUAAACGGGGAUCUGGAACCGAUGUUUCCCCCACCGAUGCAAGCAACUCAUCGUCAGAUGAUGACUUUCCAGCUUUAGAAAUGAGGAAGAUUAAUGUAGGUCUCGACUUGAAGUUCAACAAGAAAAACCUCGAAGUUCGUGGCUACACGUCCAAGCGAGACGGUGCUUGGUUUUAUUCAGGGAAAGCCGUUCAACUCGUUAAUGAAUUUGUGAUGGAAUUUUCUGACUUUAUAAGUUUUUUAAGUCGAGUUGAAAAGGGACGAGAUGUAUUUGAUGCUGGAGAAUUUUUCCCUGAUAAACCAUUAGAAAGAAUAAAUGAGAUGGUAGAAUGGCUGGAAGAAAAAGGAGUUCGAGAUUUACCAAGAAUUCCAACCAACACCAAAUUACUUGAUGAUGAAGACAUUGACUCUGUUUGGAAGUAUAUCUUGAAACAUAAGAGCCCAUCUAAAAAGACAACUAUAAAAAAAUGGACCGUCCAGCCGAAUUUUCUAUUAAAGCCUGGACUCGAUCGAGGUUGUGUUCCACCAAUUCCUCAUUGUUCUUAUACCAUAUUGGACCGAGUGAUUUGUGUUGACCGAGGAGCGCCUAUUCCUGUGGGCCGGCGUGGGACCAUUGUUGGAAUUCAAACUCCACAAGCUUCUGAACCGGAACAAAUUGAAGAAUCUUUCAAGUCUACUGGAGCAGCCACACUAAUGACAUUAAUCAUUCUUUGCGAUCCAGCCGCGGAUGUUUUUGAUAACCCAGAAAAUGUUGAGCUCAGCAACAGCGAACGGAAAGAAUUAAGUGGAACCCUAGCAUCACUAUUACGGAUAACUGAUCCUGGUCAAGAAACAGUUGGUUUUGAGAUGCCCAAAGCUAGUAAAAGAAGUGUAUCUUCAGAUUUGAAACCCCGUUUAAUAAAACUUUAUCCAUACCAACUCCUUAACCUCACAGAAGGCCCAGUUACUCUGCGUCAAAGCCACAAGGAUUCAAAACAAUUGCAGACUAUCACUGGCUUUCAUAUGAAUGGACAUGUAAAGCAGCCCCAAAAGUUGCAAGAAUUGACACAAAACAGAAUUGUUCCUCUAAUGUCUCAAUCAGUGGGAACUAUUCAGUCACGGUCUUCGGCUCCAGGCCAGUCUUCCUCUGCAAAAAACAAUAAGGACUUUGUCCCAUUCGAAAGCAAACGAGUCCAAGCUUCUAAACAAAAGCAACAACUGGCACCUGUACCCCAGGAUUACACUAAUAAACCAUCUAAACCAGAGCAACUCAACAAGGCUCAAAUACAGAUAAUGGGUAGAGUGAGUAACAAUGGAACCUUAGACAAAACAGCUAAGGCUUUGCCCUGGCCACCACAACCUCUGGUAAAAGUUGAAGUGCCGAUUAACGAAUCGUUCUCUGUAGCCGCUUUUCUUCAGCAACAAUUUAAUGCUGCGCCAAUAAAUAAGCAAAAAGAAGUUCAUAAUAAACAACAGCCCCCUCCUGCCCAUCCUCCAGUUGAAACAGCAAUAAAAGAACCACCUCUGCCAGAAUACAUGCAUGCCGUUCCUAAACCACUGAUGCCAGCCAUUAAUGUCCGUCCGAAACAAGUCAAUCAAUCGAAUCCGCCAAAGGGAUGUUCAGAGAUUUUUUCUGCAGCAACAGCUUAUCACCCACCUUCUGUACAUCCUGAAUCAAUUCCCGUGGUACAGCCUACAGCAGCACACGGAAGUCAGGAACCUAAUCAAAUUUUGGAAAUGUUGAACAAGGCUACAACCCGUCACUAUAAUUCUAAAAAGCCUCGAUCUCAGCAGCAACAGCAAAGUAGGAAAGGAAAAGGACCAGGUCCUUCAGCUCCGCCCGUCAACUUGCCAUUUUCAGCAUGUCGACCACCCGUCCCAAGUCCCCCCUCAAAUUGGACUCAACAUAGAUAUGCUGCUCCAAUCGUACCUACAAAUUCCACGAAUCAUCCUCAGAGGGAACAAAGACAACACAACUUUCAUUCUAGACAAUUUGUUUCUCAAAGGUUCUUUGUGCCACUGCAAGUGUCUCGGAAUGCUUCUACUGCUUCUAGUAAACGCCAACCUAACCCUCGUAUCCCACAAACCCCGUCCAAUAAUAGAGCUGAACAAUUGCCGGAGAAACAAUUAGCAGGAGAUUCUAUUUCGCAACCUGGAUCAAGUAGUAAAACAUCGACAGAAACGGUGAGUAAAAAGGAACCCGUACUAAAGCUGGCACCAGUUGAACCCCAGGAGUCUGCUCCGACCACAUCAUCUGCCGAAACAUCGAAACCACAAGGUCGAAAAUCUCGUUUGGCAGCCAACUUUGGAAAUAAUUGUUAAAAUAUUUUGGAUUAGGAAUAAUUGCAAGAAGUUUGGUAUAACAUGUUGUUAGAAAUGGAAAGAUUAUCUACUCAACUUUGCGACUUUACGUACACAUAUUCCGAAUUUUAUAAUAGUCCAUAAUAAUUAAUGCAGGUAUGAUUCAUGCAUUUGUAUGCAUGAUGACACAAAAUCGGACGACCCAAUUCAAUAAUAAUUAUUAUAUUACACAAUUACACAAUAGAUUUCUAUAAAACUAUAAAUAUAAAACUCACUCGUAGUCUUUUUUAGUUGGUACUCUAAAUUAUUUUGAAUGGUACCAUUUUGUAAAAUGGGCAAUGGAACGUGAUUUCGUAAUAGAUACUGAUUUUAUGUUAAAAUAAAAUAAUCUCAAAACAUG